GUGCAAGUGACAGUCAUCUAAAGAAAUAUCCCGCUGAUGAAAGGCUUAAGACACCACGUACACUUAUAUAGCCGUCAUUACAGGGACACGCUGGCGUAUAAAUCACACGCCACAUGUGUUUUUCUCGCUUGCUAUUGGUCAGAUUCCAGGUCCAUUGCUGUAUGUUGGCGCGCUUGUUGAAUAAUCCGAAGCAUACAGUCUGUGGUCCGUAGUUAAAAAUACAAUUAAAAUCGAAAACUCUUUUCAUAUCAGUGAAUACCGUGUCAUCUCCGAGGGACAUCGCUUCACCAGGAUGGAGAGUGGCAGCCGUCAAUUUCCAUUUCCUUACCAGCCCUAUACCAUCCAGGAGCAGUUUAUGCAGUCUCUGUAUUGUGCGCUUGAGCAGGGCAAAGUUGGCAUCUUUGAGAGUCCCACUGGAACGGGCAAGUCUCUGAGUUUGAUAUGUGGAGCUCUGAGCUGGUUAAGGGACUACGAGGAGAGAAAGAGACACGAAACAGCUGCUCUGCUGCAAGGAGGAGAAGCAUCCCUUUCCACUUCUUCCACUCUGCCCUCCGCUACUCCCCAGUCCUCGUCGACCUGCUCCUCAUCAGAGCCUGACUGGAUCACCGACUUUGUGCAGAAGAAGGCAGAGCGCGACAUGGUGUCCAAGCUAAAGGAUGAUGAAUUGAAAAGGAAGAAGAGGGAGGAAAAAUUGGAGAUGAUCAGAAAUAAUGUUCAACUGAAGUACGCAAUGAAAAGAAAGGGCUGUGAAGAUGAUGAGGCCUUCAAGUUGCUCCAGCUCAGUAAAGAGGAUCCAGCGGAGGCAUCAGGAGAUCCUGAGGAGGAGGAGCUUAUUAUUGCAGAUUAUGAAAGUGAUGAUGAAUCAAAGACCAAGAACAAAUUCUGUGUUGCCGAGGAUGAUGAAGAUGAUGACCUGGUUGAAGAACAUGUCACAAAGAUUUACUACUGCAGCCGGACUCACUCCCAGCUGGCCCAGUUUGUCCAUGAGGUUCAAAAGAGUCCCUUCAGCCAGGAGAUAAGCCUGGUCACACUGGGCUCACGGCAGAAUCUGUGUAUCAAUGAGGAGGUGCGCCGGCUGGGCAGCAUCCAGCGCAUUAACGAUCGCUGCUUGGAGUUGCAGAAGAACAAACAGGAGAAGCAGCAUCACGAGGAGGGGGUCAAACGUAAGAGGGGCCCCGCAAAGAGUGUGUGCCCAUAUCAUGGGGCUGCAGCGCUGCAGCAGCUGAGGGAUGAAGUGCUCGGCAAAGUCCAUGAUAUAGAGCGUCUGCUCACCCUGGGCAGGGAAACACACGCCUGUCCUUAUUACGCCACACGCUUCGCCGUUCCUCCUGCACAGCUGGUGGUGUUGCCCUACCAGAUGGUUCUUCAUGAAGCCACAAGACGGGCAGCAGGGGUCCAGCUGAAGGGACAGGUGCUGAUCAUAGAUGAAGCUCACAAUCUCAGUGACACACUCUCCUGUAUACACAGCACAGAGCUCUCAGGAGUGGAGCUGUGCCGUGCCCAUUCUCAGCUCACUCAGUAUUCUGAACGCUAUAAGAGCAGACUGAAGGCAAAGAACCUCAUGUACGUCAAACAGAUUCUGUUUGUGCUCGAGGGCCUUGUCCGGGCACUGGGAGGUAAGGUGGGACAGAAUCCACAGAGCCAGACUACACAACCAGGAACAGACCUGCUUACAAUUAACAACUUUCUCUUCAAGGCUCAAAUCGACAAUAUCAACCUGUUUAAGCUCCAGAGAUACUUUGAGAAGAGCAAGAUCAGCAGAAAACUGUGUGGCUUCAUGGAGAAGUAUGGAGGAACAGGUGUGACUCCACAUGUUCAGACCAGCUCUAACAAAGAGAACCGAUGCACUGACGGCUUAAACCGCUACCUGCAAACACUGCAGAGCAGCCAGAGCACCACUCCAGUUUCUUCAGCAGACCAGAAGGGGUCUGCAGAGUUGGAGAAGGUGGUGUCUGCAUCUCCCAUGAUGCACGUAGAGGGCUUCCUCAUGGCUCUGACCAACAGCAAUACUGAUGGCAGAGUGGUGGUGCACAGACAAGGCACUUUGGCGGACAGCAGUGUCAAGUUCCUGCUGUUGAAUCCAGCGGUCCACUUUGCCCAGGUGCUCAAGGAGUGCAGAGCAGUCAUCAUCGCUGGAGGAACCAUGCAGCCUGUUUCAGACUUCAAACAAGAGCUGUUGUUCUCCGCCGGGGUGGGAGAGGAGCGCAUCACCGAGUUUUCCUGUGGCCACGUAAUUCCUCCUGAGAACAUUCUUCCCAUCGUCCUGUGCAGCGGUCCAUCUGGUCAGGAAUUGGAUUUCACUUUCCAGAAUAGAGAUGCGCCGCACAUGAUGGAUGAGACAGGCCGCAUUCUCUCCAACAUUUGUAAUGUGGUGCCAGGCGGCGUCGUGUGCUUCUUCCCUUCUUACGAAUACUCAAGGCGGAUUAUUUCCCACUGGGAGGCCAGUGGAGCUCUUGCUCGACUGUCUAACAAAAAGAAGAUCUUUAUGGAGCCAAAAAAGGCCAGCCAGGUGGAGCAAGUGCUGAGUGAGUUCUCCCGUUGCAUCCAGAGAUGUGCUGUGGCUGGCGGUGGACUCUCGGGAGCGUUGCUGUUCUCUGUGGUUGGAGGAAAGAUGAGCGAGGGCAUCAAUUUCUCAGACGACCUCGGCAGGUGUGUAGUGAUGGUGGGGAUGCCAUAUCCCAAUAUCAAGUCUCCAGAGCUGCAGGAAAAGAUGUCUUAUCUGGACAAACACCUGCCUCACAGUGGAGGGAGAAGCCCCGGCCAAGCACUAAUAGAAAACCUCUGCAUGAAGGCUGUCAAUCAGUCCAUAGGAAGAGCUAUCCGUCACCGUGGUGACUACGCCGCCAUUGUGUUGUGUGACAGACGUUACUCUCGACCUUCUACUCUCUCCAAACUCCCAAACUGGAUCAAAGAUCAAACUAACACACACACAACUUUUGGCCCUGCUUUUGCUGCCCUGCGAAAGUUCUUCAUGGAUAAGAGACAGAAGCAGCCAUAGUUUGACUCCCAAAGUCCUCCGCUGACGUUAUUAAAGUUCAAAGGCCUGAGUUAGGAGAAGCUUUGGGAAAACUCCCAGGGGCAGCAGCUCAUCAGUUCAACAUCAGCAACAUCAGAAAUUGAUGUAAAAAAAAAAAAAAAAACAACUGGAUAAUAUUUAGGACAUCUGAAUGUUCACUACAAAGAUUUCCACUGCUGCUCAUUGCAGCAUCGUAAUGUUAUGGUCUAGUGUUUUUAAAUGUACUGUAUUUCCAC
Myripristis murdjan (pinecone soldierfish) is the source of this 3252-nucleotide messenger RNA. It is a transcript of the gene ddx11, whose product is annotated as DEAD/H (Asp-Glu-Ala-Asp/His) box helicase 11. Gene Ontology annotation, molecular function: DNA helicase activity; DNA binding; hydrolase activity, acting on acid anhydrides, in phosphorus-containing anhydrides. Gene Ontology annotation, cellular component: nucleus. The coding region runs from base 293 to 2998 and encodes 901 amino acids. Lineage: Eukaryota; Metazoa; Chordata; Actinopteri; Holocentriformes; Holocentridae. The record is from RefSeq and is a predicted model, not a curated record. The transcript has 28 exons. Gene Ontology annotation, biological process: establishment of sister chromatid cohesion; nucleobase-containing compound metabolic process.